Topomyia yanbarensis is the source of this 2849-nucleotide messenger RNA. RefSeq lists its product as uncharacterized. The coding region runs from base 20 to 1036 and encodes 338 amino acids. The record is from RefSeq and is a predicted model, not a curated record. NCBI's taxonomy places the organism in Eukaryota, Metazoa, Arthropoda, Insecta, Diptera, Culicidae. The transcript is spliced from 12 exons.
GAUACUUGUUUUGCGUCGAAUGAUGCAGUACGAGUAUUUGGAUGAAGAUUUCGAAAUGGAAAUAGAGAAACAGAGAAAACCAAAAAAGCAAAAAACAAGCAAAUGCACCGUGGACCAGAUUGACAACAAAUAUUCUUUAAGUUUCAAGCAAAUUCAAGCUAGCUAUGCUGAUCUUGAAGCAGAAGAUGAGUCGAACAGUGCGACAGUUGGGUUGGCCGUUGAAUCGAUUGAUCUUCAGACACAAGAUGGAUCUAAUAGAGAGUCUUGUGCGACAGCUGGGUUGAACGACGAAGUGAUUACACCUUCAACAGAAGAUGAAUCGAACAGUGCGACUGUUGGAUUGCCCAUUGAACCGUUUAAAUUUAACACAGAAAUUGGAACUAACAGUGCGACUUGUGCGGCAGUUGGUCAGAACAUUGAAUCGGUUGCUACCUCAUCUACUCUACCUCACCUUGGUGAAGGCGAUAAUGCGGCUUUGAAAGCGUUGGUCGAAAACGUUUCGUUACUCGUAAAACUUCAAAGACAAACGUUUAAUUGUUUAUACACACAUCGAGAAGCUAUGGAUAAACGCCUCAAUCGAAUGGAAAAUACUUUGAAUGAAUUGGUACCAAAAAAAACGAACUCAUCAAAAAUCACUUGGCCAAUCCCUGAUAAAGGUUGUUUAGUCGAGAUGGAGAACGCUUUACGAAGCGGAGAUGAAGCUAUGAAAACGGCUCUCCAUCACAAAUUUGCGAAUACUGGCAAAUCAUUAUACGCUUCACUCCACGUUAACUUAGAAGGACUUUUCAAAAACUGCGGCCGAUGGACAUGGACCGGGGCGGUACCCAACAACAUGAUGAGUAAUCCAAACGCACCACAUUCGAACGCCGCAAAGGACUUAGUGAUCAUCGAUGUUUUAAAGAGAGUGUCAAUGGAAGAGUUCAAUGAAACGAAUGAAUCCGUUACUGCAUGCAUUACAAAAAAUUUCAAAAACAUGAACCAGGCAGCGAAAAAGAAAACGCACCGAGCCUCAGAGAAUAUCCUGCAUCAAAUUUAGUAAAGAAAAGUAUCAAUUUAGAGAAGAGAAAAACAUUUACGAGAAAAAAAAAAUUAAAAAAUGAUUAUUAAAUUCUGAACGAAAUAGCAACUUAUUGCGGCAUUGUAAACCAACUAUUUUUGCUACCUGUUAACUACGUCACUGAAAAUUCCGACGAAACCGAGCCUAGGACUAGUGCGAUGAUUUUAGUCCGUAUACAAGAUCGUAUAUGCCGGGAUAUCGGAAGCCGAAAAUAUCCUGCAGUAUCACAAUCAUCAGUAGCAGGAAUAGCGGUCCAUAAAACAAUUUUUAGCGUGUACAGCUUUCUGGAUUGCAAACGCUCAUCUUAGUUUGAUUUGACUUUUGCGCUACAUGGCCAGAUGGUGUUGGUGUGGUCAGCAAGUCAGUUGUUGGAAAGCGAACGUACCACAAAGAUCACUAGACUCGACAAGAUCUAUACAACUUCAUACCGCUGCGUGUCACAUGCAUAACACACGGUUGAUGGAUGAUUUACCGGUAUCAAGCAAUAGGAGACCCUGCACUCGAAGAGUAAACGUUUAGAACUGGUCCGACUGGAUGAAUACGCUUUUGCAGACGGAGAUCUUCGGGGGUUUCCAGUUUCUGAUGUCUUUCCGCUUGAUCGGUAGAACAAGAGAGGAAAGGAUAAAGUACCAUGUUAACCUAUAUCCCGAAAUCUCCAACCAGAAGGACCACACUUCAAUGAUUCCGCUAGCCUACGAUGUACUGAAACAACGCUUACUCAAGUCGCUAGAAUCAACCGAUCUCAACAAACUAAUUGUCAGUAAUAUCCCUAAGCUAAUGGAAAACGGAACCACCGCCAUAACCGCUACCUUGGACUUUUUGGAAACUUCCAUGCGCUACUAUCCGGAUCCAAGUGGUCCAUCAAAAAAUCGUAUCGAAGAAUAUCUCCUUUUGGUACAGAAAAAUAUACAGCGAAGAUCCCCCCGUUGUGGACCGGACCGGCACAUGUUUGCUUUUAUUACAGCAACGGGGCGGGGACCAACACGGUAAUCUACAGAAGAAGACCUGGGAAGUGUAUCACAGCAAACUGGUCGACACAAUUCAUGAUCUGCUGGGAAGUCUUUCCCCAAAUGCCGGAAUCGUUUGAAGUUGUUGGAAAUCUGAAACACCUCAAGUUUCCCAAUUUGUGGUAGACGAGGAACUGAUAGCCGGAGCUCUACGGGUAGUGACUAGAUUAUUGAAGCGAUUCCCCACUUGAAACGAGUCAUCCUCGAACUGUAUCCCGUAAUGAAACCUUUCAGACCGAUGGAAAUUCUUAAUGUGAUUCUCCGAGGGCAUGCAGUCAGUUGUCAGACUAUGACACGAAAUUCUAUCCAGGAGAAUCUGGCUCUCGGGAUGUUUUUGUUUUAGGUUCAGGAGCAAAUGUUGAAAGUGUUGGAUGCUUUGAUACUGGUGUUGAAGUCACUUAUGCUAUCGUUUGGGAUUCUAGUGACGAAUUUGAUACACUGAUCGUGUAUGACAAAGGCAGAAUAAAGGCCGGGGCAAAGUUUACGAGAGCGUGGUACUGGCGUGCGAGAAGAACAACUAAGCCAGCGGAAUCGAGGCGAUUGGUGACAAAGUAUUGGAACAUAUCGUAUAACGUCGUAUGAGGCCGAGGUCACGCUUCAGGUCAACGCUAGUGAGCAAAAACUCUACCAAAGCGAGAAACCUCAAAAGCAACAGGACCAAUCUACCAGUUUGGCUAGAACCCAUUCCAGCAAUCCACUUGACAACUUCAAGCUUCUGCAAAAAGACUCCGGGAAUGAAGACCUCUGUUUAGCCGCGUUAUGUUGUCUUAGCAAAAUAUUGGAAG